AUGGCUGAAGUUCAAAAUCUGUCUUCAGCAUUUAGCUCAGGCAAAGGAGACACUAACUCUACAGCCCAGUGCUCAAUCCAGAGUAACAAACACCGUAACUGUCAAGAACAGCCAAUGCAGAUUAAUAGAAGACUCCCACCUAUCACUGAAGAUGAUAAAAAGCCUUGUAACUGGCUUUUGAUUUGGAGUGUCACCUUGUUGGCACACACAGCUCACAGCUGCCCUGAAAAAUGCCUCUGCCACAAAGCCUCAAAGACUGCAGACUGCAAGAACAGAGGAUUUACUGAAAUUCCUGCCCAUUUACCUCCUGAAAUUCAGAUACUACAGUUGCAGAACAACCGUAUCUGGAGAAUCAACCAAAAUGCAUUCACUGCAACGCCGUUACUCAAAAUCUUGGACUUGUCAAAUAACUCUAUCUCAAGUGUGGCACUUGGUGCUUUCCAAAAACUGAGGUAUCUGCAGGUUUUAAACCUAACCAGAAAUUUGAUUCACUAUAUAGAAAACAAGACUUUCAGUUUCCUCCCACACCUAAAGGAACUGGACUUGUCAUCCAACAGCAUUAUUAGAUUGCCUGAGACAUUUGGAAACAGCACAGGGAAUAUAACAUUGCUCUCUGUGAAGCAUAACAAACUUCAGAAAAUGGAAAGAAUUCUGCUGGAGUCACUUCCAAACCUGAAAGUGGUUCUCCUCAAAGAUAAUCCCUGGCAAUGCAAUUGUAAUAUCUUUGGCAUGAAACUGUGGCUGGAGAGUUUUCUAUACAGAGGAGGAAUCAGUGAUGGCAUUAUGUGCUCAGCGCCAGGCGUUCGGAAGGGGAAGGACCUCCUGAAGGUUCCCUACGAGCUCUUUGGGGCCUGUGCUCUGAGGGCAGCCCCCGUGCCGCCGGCCAGCAGCCAUCAGUGGCCCGGCUCGGAGCAGCGGGCCUGGCCCAAGCACGGCCCUCACGGUGAGCCAGGCGAUGGCGGCCGCAGCGGCUGUGAGCCCAAGGCCCGGCCCAGGCCCGUCAGCCUGCGGCACGCCAUCGCCACCGUGGUGAUCACGGGCGUGGUGUGUGGCGUGGUGUGCCUGAUGAUGCUGGCAGCCGCUGUCUAUGGCUGUGCCUACGCCGCCAUCACGGCCAGGUACCACAAGGAGCACCUGGGCCCCGUCAGGCAGCACGGGACUCCUGAGGAGAAAGAGCCCUUUGAGAGCUCCAUGGCUUGAGGUGCCUCUGUCUUUGGAUUCUUGAAAAUAAAGGCCUCGCUGCAGUUGAAAAGCCU
Camarhynchus parvulus is the source of this 1256-nucleotide messenger RNA. It is a transcript of the gene LRTM1, whose product is annotated as leucine rich repeats and transmembrane domains 1. Gene Ontology annotation, molecular function: protein binding. The transcript has 4 exons. The record is from RefSeq and is a predicted model, not a curated record. Gene Ontology annotation, cellular component: plasma membrane. The coding region runs from base 1 to 1200 and encodes 399 amino acids. NCBI's taxonomy places the organism in Eukaryota, Metazoa, Chordata, Aves, Passeriformes, Thraupidae.